CCUACCACGAACAUCCCUUCCUUACAAGGCCUGACAGCACAACACUAACAGGACAUCAUGCCUUCAACCCAACUGCUUCAUGGUAGACCCUUGGCAGCAAGAUGACGUUCGAAUUGGCAAGGCGCGCGCAAAGCCAACGUCCGGUCUGCACCGAUAACCGCGUGCCUGGAACCUCCGCGAAUCAUCGUUACCUAUUCACACGCUCUUAAGCCUUGCAAGGUCCCUGCAUUGCUGAUCGUCCCUCUUCUUCUCACCAAAAAUGACGGUGCCAGCUUUGAGGAUCGUUGUUGACGGCGAUAGCAAUAGGGUAUAUCGAAGGGGAGACAAGGUUACUGGAAAGAUCUCCCUGGCAAUAGAAGAGGAGGCAGAAAUUGAGUCGCUGAAAGUUAUCUUUGCUGGCAGUUGUGUCACCAAAACGUCCCGGCCUUUACAUGUGAAUACGAAAACCGACCCUCCUGCGCAAAGACACGACUACGAAGAGAAGAUUCGACUGUUCAACCGCGAGAAAGAGCUAGUUUCUUGCCGCACUCUUGGGCCGAGGAAGUACUCAUGGGACUUUGAGUUUGUCUUUCCAGAGUCUACUGAACCACACUACAAACGGAUGGCACAUGGCUCUAACUAUCUUCGAGAGCCACACCCACUUCCGCCCUCGUUCCACCUCAAGACCAGUGUUCCAGGUGGCGCAGCCCAGAUAUCAUAUUUUGUCCAAGCCAGACUUAUCAUUAGUGGCUCGAUGGAUACCAAGAGGUGCAAGUAUACACUGCGAUACCAUCCAAGAUCGGAAGUCGACGUGCCACAACGAGCGAAAGCUACAUCUUCUGUACUCUAUACUCAAGCAUGGAAGCCACACAAAGAGAAAGAAGAAUCGCGGGUUAAGAAAGUGUUCUCCGGUGUCUCUAUGAAUUCGACACCUCGGAUCAUUCCCACAUUGUUUCAUCCCGAGAAAGUUGCUCCUGGACAGCACAUGCCGUUGUCGCUCAGCCUACUGAACGCACGAGAUCCUGCCAAUCAUGCUGAACGGGAAUGCAUCAUCGACUCCUUGACAGUCACCAUCUCGACGUACUCUACAACGAUGUGCGGCCACACAAUAAUGGAUCCCGAGGACGUUGUAUCGAAGCACAUCACCUGCAUAUCGCGAACCAGCAUGAACAGACCGAUCCCAUUCAACAAAACGACAACUCUGACGUCCAACUUUCGUCUCAUCGACGACACGGAGUGUGUUCCGACCUUCAAAACAUAUUCGAUCACCCGACGGUACGUACUUGGUAUAUCCAUCGGUAUCAAAUACAAUGAUCAACACUUCACCAUCCGUUCCAACACGGCACUGGAGAUUCUACCUCGCAUACCCCGCGACCGCUCGCUAUCAUUGCAACUAGAAGACGGCGAAGACUUUGAGCCACUUCCGCAGUACACGCCAAGAGAGCCGUCGCGAGAGUUUGCUCCAGAUUACGAAUCUCUGUACGCUCUGUCACCGGUUGGGUCAAGAAGCUCAAGCCUGUUUUCUGGAGGAUCAACACCAAGUUCUGCGGCGUCAACACCCCAGACUGAAAUUGAGCAGCCGAAUUACGAAAGAGUUGUAGUGUAGGGCGUUGUCGAGAUGUGGGUUCAGGUGGGGCGAAAAUUUUCCUUUCGCGUUUGCACCUACCUUACUUUGUGGAAAUAUUUCAUAUCGUCAAAGAACCGAAAUUUCUCAUAUUAUAUGGUUUGCUAAAUCCAGUCACUCCAUCAACAACGGUUCGGUGGUGUAGUUGGUUA
Molecule: messenger RNA, 1755 nt
Organism: Alternaria alternata
Lineage: Eukaryota; Fungi; Ascomycota; Dothideomycetes; Pleosporales; Pleosporaceae
Exons: 3
Coding region: 260-1585 (441 amino acids)
Biological process (GO): ubiquitin-dependent endocytosis
Cellular component (GO): plasma membrane; cytoplasm; cytosol
Molecular function (GO): ubiquitin protein ligase binding; protein-macromolecule adaptor activity
Source: RefSeq, a predicted model, not a curated record